CUCCAAGGACAGCUUCCGUCUCACAUCUCUUGGAAGCAAUGGAUGCACGCUGGACAUCACCGAAUGAUUGGAGGUAUGUUUCCGAAGGAGGGGCGACGAUCGUCUUCUCGUAUGUCGGCGCCUAUGACCCAAACUUCACUGGCAUGGUUCUCCGCAUUCGGAAAGUUUCACGAAGUGAAAUAAGUCCAGAGGAACUCCUGAAACAGCACGAGAACGAGGACGAAGACUCUCAAUACGCAGCCGAAGAUGAUGAUCCUACCGUUGCUUUUCAGUCGCGGAUCAUCUCACGCCUUGUGCCGUCGGAGCACCUCCCCCGCCUUGAAUCGUGCCGUGUCAGCCUUGCUUUCCUCUCGAAGCUCUCACUUUACUCUCAGUCUUAUCGCCCUUUGGAGAGAAUAGCCCGAGACUCGAUUGACACUCGUAAACGACGGGCUGUCCUUGCUACCGAUCUCGUUGGCGCUGGUGCGGGAGGCUUUGCAGUCGAAAUUAAGCCCAAAUGGGCAUUCCUACCUAAUCCCAAAUACCUCUCCUUGGCCACCAAAGAGGUCAAGCUAGCAUAUAGCCGAUUUGUUAUGCAUUCCCAUUAUCGGUCUUUACGAGAGCAAUCAGUGGCUGAGAAGGUGCCGCCCGUUACCGAUUAUGAUCCACUUGAUCUCUUUUCUGGUGAUGAAAAACGAGUCGAAAUGGCGGUUGAGGCUUUAUGGGCUUCAUGGGUCGCCAGUAAUGGGGCAGUGAAUAAUCUCAGGGUAUUCCUGGAUGGGAAGAUGAUCAAACCCAAUGAUGAGGGGGCUUAUCAAUCACUAUCCAAGCUCCUAGCAAUCGACUCCGCACUAUCAUCUUCAGAAGCCCCCCGUCAGCCGUUCAUUCAAGCCUUACUUCCACUCCUCCUACGAAAGCCAUUACUAAAAAUACUGGAGACUCUUCAGCGGACACUCGAUUCGCUAGACAUAGAAGGUCUAUUGAUACUUUGGGAUCGGGCCCAUGCGGCUUCUAAUCCACCACCACAACUAGGUGAAGGCGAGCCGGAGCCUACCCUCUUUGAAUGGGAAUCAUUCGUGGAUGAAUAUCUGCCCCGCACAGGGGGUGGUGCGGUACCGGGGUUAGACAACUUGGACUUGCUCCCAGCUGUUUCCGACCUCCGUUAUCAUAUGCUUGCGUACCUUAUGUCUGCCACUUUCAAAGAUUGUUCUGUCAUCCUCCGAUUCCCCUCACUAGAAGCUAGGGACUUGGAGCCUUGUAUAACAGUCAUCGAUCUGGACCCCAAGUCAGUCGCAAGGUUGCAUAAGUGGGCCCAGUUGGAUAGGGAAAUCGCAGAGACUUACUCUGAGCACGUCGCGAAGCAAAAGGGAUCUGGUGACUGAAUGUUGAUUGGGACAUACUUGGGGGAGCCCUGUAGUGCAUGUCAAAUAGCUGUUUAACAGACCCCCAUAAUCCUGACUGAGAGUGCGCGAAGACAAA
Cantharellus anzutake is the source of this 1458-nucleotide messenger RNA. RefSeq names its product inositol-pentakisphosphate 2-kinase. The transcript has 3 exons. Gene Ontology annotation, molecular function: ATP binding; inositol-1,3,4,5,6-pentakisphosphate 2-kinase activity. NCBI's taxonomy places the organism in Eukaryota, Fungi, Basidiomycota, Agaricomycetes, Cantharellales, Hydnaceae. Gene Ontology annotation, biological process: inositol phosphate biosynthetic process. Gene Ontology annotation, cellular component: nucleus. The record is from RefSeq and is a predicted model, not a curated record. The coding region runs from base 39 to 1361 and encodes 440 amino acids.